GAAUUAUCAAAAAAUAAAUUUCAACUAAAUAUUUAAAAAAAUCAACGAUAUUAAAUUGCUGACCAAAUUUACCGUUGUUGCAAUAUAUAAAAAUAAAUAAAAAUGCAAAAUUCAAGUCCAAAUCAUUUGGAAGUUGAUGAUGUAUUGAUAUUGGGUGCCGAACAACAAUCACGACGCAAAUCACAAUUGAAUCUUAAUCUGGUUGGUUCUAAUUCUAAAUCUGAAUCAUACAAUCAUAAUUCAUAUACAAAUCGUGCUAUUAUGGCAUUUGUUGAUGCUGUUAGUAAAAUGAAUGACGAAGUUCUCGUACCAAGCCGUUUACGUGACAUUGAAGUUCGUGAAACUGAUGCUACAGAAUUGAUGCCAACAAAUUCUGAUCUAUAUUCAUUCUUCCAAAUGUUAAAUACAGUUAAAAACGAUUUGUUCAGCAGUUCUCUAUUUUUUAAAACAUUUCAACCGAAUCCAAGCGCUUCGAAUAGUGGACAGAAUAGUGGCCGUGUAACGCCAACGCAUUCGUUGAGUCGUCGAAGUUCAUAUUCAGUUGGUUCUAGUAAUGGUAUAAGCAAUUCCACAAUAACAAAUGGAACUCAAACAAAUGGUACAAAAAUCUCACCAACAUUAUUGUUGCCACCUACACAAUUUGAUCGGAAACUAUCAAGUCCUUGUCCAAUGAUGCAUUCAUCCAUGGACGACUCUCCAUCAGAUUUGCUAUCACCAUCAUUAUUGUUACCUUCAUUAUCAUUAAGCUAUGUUAGUCGUGCAACAAGUCUAUCAACUUUAUUGGCUGCAGCUGGCCAUACGUUUGAUGAUGGUAAUGACACAUCUGAAGAUCGCGUACAACAAAUUAUCGGAUGCUUUAUGUAUCAUUUAUCGGCAUUGUAUACAAUAAUGGGACAUUUAACUAAAGCCGCCAAAUAUAUUACUAAAAGAUAUCAGGAAGAAACAAACGAUUUGUAAUUUUCGAUCCAAUAUAUUGUUGAACAUAUCGAUUGAUUGAAGAAAAAAAACAAUAAACAUUUUGAUUGUCAAUAUAUUAAUCAAAUCGAUAAUAAUUUAUAAUUUAUUCUAU
Messenger RNA from Dermatophagoides pteronyssinus (European house dust mite), 1069 nucleotides. RefSeq lists its product as uncharacterized. Lineage: Eukaryota; Metazoa; Arthropoda; Arachnida; Sarcoptiformes; Pyroglyphidae. The record is from RefSeq and is a predicted model, not a curated record. Gene Ontology annotation, biological process: regulation of lipid biosynthetic process. Gene Ontology annotation, cellular component: cytosol.